Equus quagga is the source of this 2683-nucleotide messenger RNA. RefSeq names its product transmembrane protein 182 (gene TMEM182). Gene Ontology annotation, cellular component: membrane. Lineage: Eukaryota; Metazoa; Chordata; Mammalia; Perissodactyla; Equidae. The coding region runs from base 145 to 834 and encodes 229 amino acids. The transcript has 5 exons. The record is from RefSeq and is a predicted model, not a curated record.
GAGACGCCACCAACACACCAGCUGGGAGAGGCUUCUCAAGAAGAUUCCGCCCGCUCAAAAAGUUUUAUGUAUUUUUGGUUGAGAAGCUAGGUGUCUGCCAUUUUUAAAUUCUUGUUUAUUUAAAGGGAAACCAGUGACUUGAAAAUGAGACUAAAUAUCGCCAUCUUCUUUGGGGCUCUCUUUGGUGCUUUGGGAGUUUUACUCUUUUUGGUGGCUUUUGGAUCGGAUUAUUGGCUUCUUGCGACUGAAGUGGGGAAGUGUUCAGGUGAACAGAAUAUAGAGAACGUCACCUUCCACCAUGAAGGCUUCUUCUGGAGAUGCUGGUUUAAUGGGAUUGUGGAAGGGAAUGAUUCCAAUAUCUGGAAGUUCUGGUACACCAACCAGCCACCAUCGAAGAACUGCACACACGCUUACCUGUCGCCAUAUCCCUUCCUGAGAGGCGAGCACAAUUCGACCUCCUACGACUCUGCAGUGAUUUACCGUGGUUUCUGGGCAGUCCUGAUGCUUCUCGGGGUAGUCGCUGUGGUGAUUGCAAGCUUUUUGAUCAUCUGUGCAGCUCCCUUUGCCAGCCAUUUCCUCUAUAAAGCCGGUGGAGGCUCGUAUAUUGCUGCAGGCAUCCUGUUUUCGCUGGUGGUGAUGCUAUAUGUCAUCUGGGUCCAGGCGGUGGCUGACAUGGAAAGCUACAAAAACAUGAAAAUGAAAGACUGUGUGGAUUUCACCCCUUCUGUUCUGUAUGGCUGGUCAUUUUUUCUGGCCCCAGCAGGGAUAUUUUUUUCUUUGCUAGCUGGGUUACUAUUUCUAGUUGUUGGACGGCAUAUUCAGAUACAUCACUAAUCCAACUGUUGCCACCGGUGUUUUCUUGGGAGAUUUUAAAUCAGAGCAUAUUUUUUUCAUUUUGUUUCAGUCAUCCCAGAGUAGAAUUACUUGAUGUAACUUUUUAGUUGCUAUUUGAAUUAACCAUUUUACUUGCCAUUUCCUCUAAUAAGAAGGUCCUAGAAUCUCUCCAGAGACCAACAAGCGUCCAUCUUCUCAAAGUGUUAUCAAGACUCUGGUUCUUUAGGGAGCAGGUAACGUGGGCCUCCCUUUCAUUGCACUUGUGUGAGUUCUUGCAGGUUGCAAAGUCCUGGUAAGAGCAUAAUACCAUCACCUGGGGCAAAUCAGGAUUUGAUUGAAAGCAUCCUUGGCAUUUGCUUCUGUUGCUCUUAAAAAAAAUCUUUGCACAAUAAUUAAGGACAGAAAACAAAUGUUUUCAGAGAAUUUACUCCAUUUCUUCUCUACUCAUGUACAUAUCCACGUCCACAUUCACUGACACCUGGCCUAAUUAUUCAUUAUUUAAAAAUAGAUAGAAGUUGUUCUUGUAGCAAGAGCCCUGCAAACUCAUUAGUUAAAAUGGGCCACAACAAAACUGACAACGUGAACUUAUUCCAGUUUACUGUAAAAUGUGUAAAAACCAAGCACCUUAGCUUAGUACAUAAUUCUAUUUGGUAUUUUAAAAUUCCCAUUUAAAAUUAUAUUGUUAAUAUGUUCAGCAUGUGAAAAUUUACUGAUGAAAUGUGCUUUUAAUAUGCACUAGCUAUAAACUUUCAAAAUACUUCCAUAUGAGGAUAAUCUCCUUGUUUUAUUAAAGACUAUGAAAUAAUGAACUUUUCCCAAGAUUUCAUGGGUUGUACUUUUUUGAUCAUUUGAUUCCCUUCAUUGUUUUCCUUCAAUUUCUUCUUCUUUACAAUAGGUAUAUUAACAUUUACAGACCUGCUAUUUCCUUUAACCUCUUGGAAGAAAACUUUUUGCAGGGGAGUUGAGCGAGGGGACUGAGGGGUCUAAUUCUUUAUUAUUUACUAGUGUAGACAUUUUGCAUAUCAAAGAUGUUUGUUUGGCACUAAUUUUGAUUGAAAUCAAAUCCAUCUGAGAAAUCUAGGUCGUAUUUGCAUUUUGGAAGCCUCCCCCCGAGCGGGAGUUUGGUGUUAGUGAAGGAACAGAGAACCCGCAUGGUAAGGGGCUUUGUUCCGGGGCGGCAUUUGCCUCCGCAGCUGUUGUGAAUACCAAAGACAGGACUCAGAGGUAAAUGAAGAGUGACCACCUAGAAGAUGCUGUGCGAUAGAGGGACUGUUUUGCUUUCCAUCCAGCUGUUCCUGUGGUGGAGAAAUUGCCCAAGUAUUCUCUACACAUCCCAUACUUUCCAUUAAACCUUGCUUCAAUGGGAGGAAUUUCUGGAGGAAGAGCAGAGGUACGAGCUAUCUACAGAAUCAUGAGGGCAGUUUAGUAUUUACUGACGGGACUUGCCUGUAAUUAAAAAAAAACCCCACAAAGCCUUAGGGGUUUAACUGGUUUCUCAAGCCAUUUCAAUUAUAUCACACAAGAUUUUGUGGUACUUUCCUUUGUGUUUGUCUUUUUCUGUUUCAUUUUUAUAUUGCUUCAUUUAUUUCUUUGCUUUUGGCUUGAUUAUUAGAAAAAUAAUUAUGAGCUCUGUUAUGCAUAUUGACUGUGAUAUUAAGUUAUGGCAUGCCGUUAAGCUUUUCCAGACGAUGCUAGAUGUAUUUGGUUAGUUCAUGUCAUCUGUAAAUACAAUUCCUUUUUGUAGAACUUUGGAAUAGAGCCUUUUUCUGGUGUAUUAUAUGUCAUUUAAAUUUCACAUAUGAGCUGCUUUCAGUAAAGGUUUGAAUAUUUAUAAAUUUCAGAUGGCUAU